Messenger RNA from Paramecium octaurelia, 645 nucleotides. Lineage: Eukaryota; Ciliophora; Oligohymenophorea; Peniculida; Parameciidae. The record is from the annotation of a GenBank genome assembly.
AAAUAUUAUAAUGAGUAAUCCAGACUUUGAACAGUCAACCUAGAUAGCAUUCUUUGCUUUGAGUCCUAGUAAGAUGGUUGAGGAGUUGGAGAAGAUUGAAAUCAUGUCGGAGGUAAAAUGAGAGUAUAUUGAUAGAAUUUUGAUAGUCAGAUGGCAUGUUUAUAAUAUUUUUCAUAUAUUCUUUCAUGGGACAUUGUGAAUGCGAGAUUUUUCUACUAUAAAUAUCAAAAGUUUGUGGAAUAAGAGUUGAUAGGGAGGGAGAUGACAAAAUUUUUGAAACUCGCUUUCGAGAAUAAGUAUUCCGAAUUGAUCAAGGGAUGUGAUAAAUUAUGUGAGUUAUUCAAUACCAUACCUGUGUAUAAGAAAUGGUCGAAUGAAUUGAAAAGUAGAGUUGCUGAUCACUUGAAAAAUUUGGUUGAGAACAAUUUCACUUCUAUUAGUGCUGCUCGUUUAAGUUAGUAUGGGUAUGAUUUGAGUAUAUUUAAAAGAGGUAAACCCCAAGAUAAGGCCUUUGUGAAGAUUGAGGAGAAGGAGUAGGAGAGAACCACAAUCGACAUAGAGAAAUUGAGUUAGAUGGCGAGGUUGAUACAAAAUAUGGAGAAUAAGUGAAGUUUAUAAAAAGCUAUUUAACACAUAAUUCUUUUA